Molecule: messenger RNA, 2578 nt
Organism: Eremomyces bilateralis CBS 781.70
Lineage: Eukaryota; Fungi; Ascomycota; Dothideomycetes; Eremomycetales; Eremomycetaceae
Exons: 3
Coding region: 1-2388 (795 amino acids)
Source: RefSeq, a predicted model, not a curated record
AUGACUUCGCGCGUCGCCGUGGCUUGGUCUAGGCACGAUUUCAAUCUAUCGUCGAAUCGCAACCGCAUGUUGCUUCGGCUGCCUACGGAGUGGCUUGAUUCGGUGCAAACAUUGGAAGCUCACGGGUUUCAUGACCGAUCAAUUCCAUCCGCGCUGUGGACACAGACUCGUUCGUAUUUUGUUUCACAGAAGCCUGUCGUUUCUUCCUGCUCUCGCUUGAUCAGAUCAAUAUCCAUUACCUUCUUUGAAGUCAGUCUGGGACGAUUUCGCUUGUUAGUUAAUCCGUUGCCGUUUCAUUCGUAUACCUCAGUCAUGAAAGUAUCUUCUACUCUGCUUGUUGCCAUUGGCCUGGUUGCCGAUCAAGUCCAAGCGACUUGGAACGUUCGUGCGCAAGCAUUCGAUUGUCCGUCGAACACGAACAACAUCUGUUCGGAUGCCCAAAGCUCCGGGUUUGAUUGGAACGACCUCCAGACUGGCUCGUUCUCCCAAUACCAGGGCUUUGACUUCUCUGGGUUUACUUGCGCCAAUUCCUUCGGCAAGCGUGAUGCCCUAUCCAAGCGGGCCUUUAACUCCAAGUGUAUCCAAGGAACGGCUGAAUGGGAAAGCGGACCGAGCAUCUCCCGCGGCCAAGGUCAGCAGGGCUUCUCGAUUACCCAGAUGCACAUCUCCACGAGUCGAGACAGCGAUCUGGAGUUUGUAUUUGGCAUGGAGGAUGGAUCCACCUGCAGACAGACCUCUCCUUGCAAUUCUGGUGGUUCCAUUAUCUCUAAUACCCAAUGUGGAGGUGCUACGCAGGUCAUUGUCAAGGUGCCGAAGCAUGAAAAAGAGGGCUGUGAUGUUGGUAUUCACAGUGUUAUCUUCGACUGCAACACUUCUCAAAAUACGACCCCACCGUCGCAGUCAUCCCCCAGCUCUUCCGCAACGGAUUCAUCUUCCCUGCCGGUUACCACCCUCGUCGAGGGUAGGCCAACUGGGAGCAAACCACCGAGUUUGAGUUCUCCAGUCCCUUCAUAUCCAUUGUCAAAUGCAACUACACCAUCCUCUACUCCAGGAUCUCCGACCGAGCCAACUUUGUCUUCCAGCGUCCCAAUGACGACGUCCACAAUCUUUUCAACUCAAACCUUCACAAUCACUUCCUGCAGCGAAGCUGUUACCGAUUGCCCCGCUGGAUCCACAGUCCUUACCACGUCGGCUGUCGCCGUCUCGACUACCAUUUGUCCUGUGUCCGAGGUUCCUACGUCCCCUCCACCUCCUUCCGGCGCCCCUGGUGAUGCUGUCCCAUCGUCCUCAACUCUAGCGGAGUCAACUCCGAGCGAGUCUUUACCAGCCGUUCCUUCAGAUACCCCUCCUGCGGUGCCACCGCAAUGUCCAGAUGUUCUCCCCAAAUGCAUGAACACCUGGAUGUUCAAGUCCGGCUGCAACGAUAAUACCGACUUCGACUGCUACUGCAAGAACCCGGAGUUUACCAAAUAUGUCAUUGAUUGUGUCAACUCAUGGGGCGUUGACGAGACGAUCAUCGCAAAAGCGUUGACGUUCCUUCAGGGAAUUUGCGCUGCACAAAUCCCCGAGAACCCUGGCAUCGUCACCGAUUGCCCGACAUAUAUCUCAACCGAACCAACUCCUGUACCAUCUUCACCAGCGCCUUCAGCCUUCACUCCCGAGCCCUCAGCGCAAUCAUCGACUCCUGGUUCGCCAGAGGUACCAUCCCAACCCACGGAGUCCGAUGUCAUCGCCACUGAGAUCGUUUCGACCACUCUUACCACCUGCCCCGCUGGCCAGACAGUGACCUCUGGGACAAUAACCAGAGUCCUUGAAACUCCAAGCGUCUCCACAAUCCUCAUCACGACGACAUCCACAAUCUGCACCAAAUGCACGGGGAGGCCCACUUCCCCUGAUGUUUCCCCCUCAACCACUCCCGGAGCCCCCAUCGUCCCCCCGGUACCCUCCCCACCUGGACCAGUCCCCCAAACCCCCAUGACGACCAUUUACAUCUCCACAACCGUCACCGUUCCCUGCUCCACCAACGGAACUCCCAUCCCCUCGUCCAGCACCACCUCCCUUCUCACCACCGUGGUGACUGUCCCCGCCAUCCAAUUCACCAUCGGCUCGAGCUCAAGCAUUAAUCUGGUGCCGGUUACCACUCCACCCGCUGCCGGGCCCGCCCAGCCUAAUCCCGGGAGGCCGGUUCAGUCCACUGUUGCGGGCUCGCUGCCUACAGCGUCGACGAUCGUGCCGCCCGUGCUUCAAACCACUUUGGGUACGCUGGUUACAGCCCCGAGAAGGACGACGACAGGUGCGUUGCCGGUGUUUACUGGGGGUGCGGAGAUGAAAACUGGGAAGAUUCUGGGGGUUAUGGCCGGUGGCGCGGUUGCGGCUUUGGUGUUCUAAGGAUGUGGAACUGAGGGGGUACGGAAUAUAUAAUGGACGAUAGGGGCCGUAUGCGUGUCAAAUAGGGGCUUUGGAUGAGGAGUUUGGAAGAAGCAAUAUAGGGAUAACAUAUAAUUGUCGGGGCAUAGUAAUUCUGAAGAUUAUAUUAUAUUGUAUACAUAUUAGCGAGUCAUUUUACAUCUCGUAAUUU